AAAUCCCUUUUGUUUUUCUAUGAAUUUUCUAUAAAUAUAUAUAAAUACAAAUUGCUUACGAAAUUUCACCAAAUAAGUUGCAAAGAAAACAGUUCCUUAGACUAAAAUAUGUAUAUGUGAGGUGCAAAUAAAACAAAGAAAAUGGAAAAUCUCUCUUUGUCGAAUUCGACACACGUAGUGAUAACUUCAGCCCAAAUGAUGUCCACAAUGAACACAACGCAGCAGCAACAGAUUGUAAGCAUGAGCGACAUAGCCGAAUUGCCGCAAGAAAUACAGGAGGAGAUUGUGUCAAUGCCCAAAGAGAUGAUAUUGAUUACGUUAGUGUCACAAGAACAAGCUCUGUACAAUCCCAAGCACACGAAUUAUCGCAACACACAACGGAAAGAUCAGAAGUGGCUGGAAAUUGCGGAAAGUGUUGGUUGGCCCGAGAGUCAGUGCAAAGCAAAAUGGAAAGCAAUGCGUGAUCAAUACUGCCGGGAAUUGAAAAGAUCCAAAUUCAAUGUUAAAGCCAAUGUCAAAUGGAAAUAUUUUAAGGAUUUAGAAUUUUUAAGACCAUAUGCUCUCUCAAGAAAUUAUCGUCCACGUUGUGUCAACAACAAUAAUACCAUUAAUAGUAAUAAAAAUAAUAAUAAUACUACUUUAGGAAGUUUGUUUCAAAACAAUAGUAACAACAUCAAUUGCAACAAUUUAAAUAACGAUCGGAAUAAGUAUACGGAAAUUAAAAUCGACUUCACAACACCAACAGCGCAACAGCAACAAACUCAACUUAAAACGGAAACGAAUCGUCUUAUGCCCUUAUCUGCUAACGACACUUUAAGCGCUGUUAUGCAGCAGCAUCAAGACGAUGGAAAUUGGAAUUAUUUACCACAAAUACGUGGUAGCAAUCAGAAUCCCUUGGAUGCCAAUAACUCAUUACAACAGGAACAACAAUCAAUCAGCACAACAGAUGAUGUCUUCUAUAAUGCAAUUGUGGAUUGCGUUGCCGCAGCUGCAGAUCAGUUGCCGCAGCAGCAACAGCAGCAGUUAAAUCAACAACAGGAUGCACAACAACAGCAGGGCACGGAGGAAGAAGAUGAUGAUCCCUUACAUACAUUUUUAAAUAUGGAAAGUUAUUUUGAGAAGGAAUUAAUCUUAUUGAUACAACAAGAAGAUAUACUCUACAAUAGUUUUCAUCCGGGUUAUCGAAAUAUCAAGCUGAAAAUGGAUUCCUGGGAUGAAAUAGCUAGAAAAUUAAAAAAGACCAUUAAACAAUGUCGCCUGAAAUGGAAAGCAUUGCGUGAUCAAUACAUACGUGAACAUAAACGUUUAAAAAAUCGUGAAAAUGCUGAGUUGCUGCCACGCUGGAAACACUAUGAUGCACUCAACUUUUUACAAAAGUUUAUAAAGCAUAAAUCAAAUGAAUUUGAAACUAAAAAUUUGAUACAAAUACCAAAAGCUGAGUUGGAUGAUGAUAUGGAUGAUAAUAUGAUCGGAGCAAGCUCUCCUUUACGUUCUCCAAUCGAUGGCAGUGAAAUCAAAAACGAUUUACAACAAACUCAUAUACAUUUACCGCCAUUACCUUCCCUGUCUGGACCACAUGCACAAAGUCGACAACAUCAUCAUCAGCAACAAACAACAAUAUCGAGACAAACAAAUUUAAAUCAUCACCAACAACAACAGGAACAUCAACAGUUGCAACAGCAAAGCAGUAGGCAUGAGGAUAAUAUAUGUGUUGUUAAUGGCACUGAUAGUGUUGUGAGCGGGUAUGAUGAAAUGGAUAUUGAUAAUUAUAUUAUUGGUGAUGAAAGUAAUGGUCCACAUGAAGAUGUUGAGGAAGAUGAAGACCAUAAGUCACAACAACAAUUUCCUGACUAUACAAACACCUCUAAUGAAAAUAACGAACUUGAUGAGGAAGAAGAUUUUAAGGAUAUAAAAACAAAUGCCGCAAAUUUAGUUACGAUAACGCAACAUGCACAACUCUUGCAGCACCAACAACAAAAUACUCAACAACAACAACAAGCAAAUCAAGAUGAACAUAUAUUACCUAUUGAUGUGACAGAUGUUGCUGCACUGGCAACAACAGAAGAAUCACUACACACUACUCAUCAGGAUUUUAACUUGGACACACCGACACAUCCACAACCACAAUCACUUCUUAAUGGUGCAGCAACUAAUAGUAAUAGCGUUCCUAGUGAUAUAGUCAAUUUGAAUCACUUAACCUUAAAAGCAACGAACAAUAGUAAUGUAAGUGGAACAACAUCCUCAACUAUUGAAGAAGACGAUGAAGUUGGAGUUUUCUUCAAGGCAGUUGCCAUGAAAAUCCGUAAUGCAAAACUAUCACCUGUUGCAUUUACCGACCUCCAGAUCAAUAUACUACAAGUAAUCAACGGCUCACUGCGCAAUCAUUGAAUGUUGUCCAUCGGAUUUAAAUGAAAAAGGUUGAGUUAUCUAUUUUUUUUAAUAAUUUUUUUUUUUGUUGUAUACUAAUAUUUUCAAGGAUUAUGUUGUUUAUAGUUAAUAGGUGCAUUAUGAAUGAAUGAAUU
This is a messenger RNA of Teleopsis dalmanni, 2522 nucleotides long. RefSeq names its product GATA zinc finger domain-containing protein 10. The transcript is spliced from 5 exons. The record is from RefSeq and is a predicted model, not a curated record. The coding region runs from base 142 to 2388 and encodes 748 amino acids. NCBI's taxonomy places the organism in Eukaryota, Metazoa, Arthropoda, Insecta, Diptera, Diopsidae. Gene Ontology annotation, biological process: regulation of transcription by RNA polymerase II. Gene Ontology annotation, cellular component: nucleus; transcription regulator complex.